CAGUCUUGUCCGUGGAGGCCGGCACUGGCACUUCAUCCUUGCUCGCGCAACUCUACUGGCUGUGUUCUGCGCUCUAUUUUCGGCAACUUCUUCUUCUUUGACUCUGGGCAAUGGGUAUCCUAGAAUUCUUCUAUUUUCUCCAAUCUCUUUUCUGGAUUUCUUUCAUUCCAUGUUCUCAAUGAAUGUAAGGUUUCUCUUGGCUUGAUUUUCCAGCAAGUUUGAAUCUUUCAUUGCUUUAAUUUCUGGAUACCUUUGCUCUUUCCGAGCCUGCUUCCUGUCUUUGGGUUCUGAAUUAUACUAUUAUACAUAUCAGUCCUGGUGACUUGAGGAAGCAGCAUGGCUUUGCUUCUCAAAGCCUUGCCUUUGAUAGCCCUCCGCCCUAAGCCAUCAUUCUUCCUGAUCAGAAGCAUUUCCAAUUCCCUUAACAGAGUACCUCCCUUAUGCAGAACUGUUUUUUCUGCUUCGGCUUCUUCAUCCCCUCCAACACAGCCACUUCCUUCUGCUUCUGAAACACUCACAUCUAGCUCUCGGCCGCCAGUUGACCUGAAGGAGUCACUCGAAUGGGUUGCUCGGAAUGCUUUUUGUGGUGAAUUGUCUUUAAACGAUGUAGGUAAAAGGGUCCAGCUAUGUGGGUGGGUUGCUCUUCACCGUGUCCAUGGUGGCCUUACAUUUCUUAAUCUCAGAGACCAUACCGGUAUCGUUCAGGUGACGACCCUUCCAGAUGAAUUUCCUGAUGCUCAUUCCACAAUCAAUGACCUGAGACUUGAAUAUGUUGUAGCCAUUGAAGGUGUUGUCCGGUCUCGGCCAAAUGAGUCCAUCAACAAGAAAAUGAAAACUGGUUUCAUUGAGGUUGCUGCAGAGAGUGUUCAAAUAUUAAAUGCUGUAAAGUCUAAGUUACCAUUCUUAGUGACCACGGCUGAUGAUGCAAAAGAAUCUCCUAAAGAAGAAAUCCGUUUGAGGUAUCGAUGCCUGGAUCUAAGGCGGCACCGAAUGAAUUCCAACAUAUUGUUGCGACAUAAAGUGGUGAAACUUAUUCGGAGAUAUUUAGAAGACACACAUGGUUUUGUGGAGAUUGAAACUCCAAUACUGUCUAGAUCCACUCCAGAAGGUGCGCGAGAUUAUUUGGUCCCCUCAAGAAUCCAGCCAGGAACAUUCUAUGCCUUGCCUCAAAGUCCACAGCUAUUUAAACAAAUGCUUAUGGUAGCUGGAUUUGAUAAAUAUUAUCAAGUAGCAAGAUGUUUUCGUGAUGAAGAUUUGAGAGCAGAUAGACAACCUGAGUUCACACAGCUAGAUAUGGAAAUGGCUUUUACUCCUUUAGAGGACAUGUUAGCGCUCAAUGAAGAUUUGAUCAGAAAGGUUUUUCUUGAAAUCAAAGGAGUUGAGUUGCCAAAUCCUUUUCCCAGGCUUACAUAUGCUGAAGCAAUGAAUAGAUAUGGUUCAGACAGGCCAGAUACCAGAUUUGAUCUUGAAUUAAAAGAUGUAUCAGAUAUUUUCUUAGGGUCUUCCUUCAGGGUUUUCUCUGACUCCUUGUCUACUGGGGGAAUUAUCAAAGUGUUAUGUGUACCUUCUGGUGCCAAAGGUUACUCAAAUUCAGCUCUUAAGAAAGGUGAUGUUUACAAUGAAGCUCUCAAAUCUGGAGCAAAGGGUUUGCCUUUCCUCAAGGUCUUGGAUAAUGGGGAGGUUGAGGGAAUCGCUGCUUUAGUGUCAAGUAUGGACCCAACAACUAAAGAGAAGUUAUUAAAGCGAUGCUCUGCUGGACCAGGUGAUCUUUUCCUAUUUGCGGUGGGUCAUCAUGUAUCUGUAAAUAAAACUCUAGAUCGUCUUAGAGUUUAUGUCGCUCAUGACUGGGGCUUGAUCGACCAUGGAAGGCAUUCAAUUUUGUGGAUCACUGAUUUUCCGUUGUUUGAGUGGAAUGACUUGGAGAAGAGGCUUGAGGCUUUGCAUCAUCCUUUCACUGCUCCAAACCCUGAAGACAUGAAUGAUCUUGCUUCUGCUCGGGCCUUGGCUUAUGACAUGGUUUACAAUGGGGUGGAGAUUGGUGGAGGAAGUCUGAGAAUUUAUAAACGUGAAAUACAACAAAAGGUUUUGGAGAUUGUCGGCAUCUCCAUGGAGCAGGCAGAAGCGAAGUUUAAUUAUCUUCUUGAAGCACUGGACAUGGGGGCUCCACCACAUGGGGGAAUAGCUUAUGGAUUGGACAGGUUGGUGAUGUUAUUGGCUGGGGCUGAUUCCAUCAGAGACGUCAUUGCUUUCCCAAAAACCACUACUGCUCAGUGUGCUCUCACCAGGUCUCCUUCAGAGGUGGAUCCUCAGCAGCUCAACGAUCUUUCACUCAAACUCUAGAUUCUCCUUCCCUUUAAAUUAUUCAAAUGAUCAAAAUCUCAUCAAUAGACACAUUACAUGGCUUUUGAAAAUGCAACAAUUUAUUUUUAAGUAGUAAAAAAAAUAUAUUUUGAAAGAUCACGUAGGAGAGGAAAUAAGUGAAGCUUAAACCAAAUUUUGACUAAAUAGGCUUAACAUAAAUUAUAAGUUUAAGCUUGACUUUUUUGUUAAACGUAAAUUUAAAUAGGAUAGACUUUAUGUCUUUGCAGGUUAGGCCUAUUUAACAAAAAAGAGGAUUAUGUUAAAAUAAUUAAAUAGGCUUGUUGAGACAUAUACAACCUUUAAAUUUUGACUUGGCUUGUUUAACCAAAAAGGCAAGCUUAAACUUAUAAUUAGGCAUGUUUAUAUAAAUAGGCUAUGCCGUUUAGCCUAACCUAGUAUAUUAUCUUUCAAAAUGUAUUUUAUUUUUUCUAUUUAAAAGUAAAUUGUUCGCAUGCAUUUUUAGAAGCCAUAUGGUAUGUAUAUUGAAGAGAUUUUGAUCAUUUUGAAGGAACCAGAUUUGGUCAUUGAGAGAUGCUGAGGAAUCUCGAUGUUGAAAGGAUCUUCUUUUUUUUUACCCUGUGUUUUGCACUUUUCUCAUUUUACUCAAAGUCGCGCGUACCCACUGCGAAGACAUUGAAUUAGUGGUAGUGCUUAAUAAAGUAAGCGACUCUUUGAUUGAAAAAAACAAUAAAAGAAAAGGCCAAGUAAGCAAUUCCGAAAUC
Molecule: messenger RNA, 3083 nt
Organism: Prosopis cineraria
Lineage: Eukaryota; Viridiplantae; Streptophyta; Magnoliopsida; Fabales; Fabaceae
Product: aspartate--tRNA ligase, chloroplastic/mitochondrial
Exons: 15
Coding region: 337-2340 (667 amino acids)
Biological process (GO): aspartyl-tRNA aminoacylation
Cellular component (GO): cytoplasm
Molecular function (GO): aspartate-tRNA ligase activity; ATP binding; nucleic acid binding
Source: RefSeq, a predicted model, not a curated record